Funneliformis mosseae is the source of this 2682-nucleotide messenger RNA. The record is from the annotation of a GenBank genome assembly. NCBI's taxonomy places the organism in Eukaryota, Fungi, Glomeromycota, Glomeromycetes, Glomerales, Glomeraceae.
AUGGCAUAUUGUUUUGUGGUAGGUAACGAAAUUGUGAGCGCUUUUGAAGUUACAUGUCAGGCAGGAACGAGCGUUUCAAACCUAAGGGACAUAAUCUAUGAGAAGAAUAAGAACUAUUUCAAAGAAAUACAUGUUGACGCCAACAAGUUGUACCUAUGGAAGGUGGAUAUUCCUUACAAUAACCCUAAACUGAAAACACUUGAAAGCAGAUUUCGUGAUAUAAAUGAAGAAGAUACUACUAUACAAGAGCUUGGAGGAACAAAGUUAACACCAUUUGAGAAUAUUGAUGACAUUUUUGCGCGUAAUGUCUCCAAAAAAAUCCGCAUCAUCUCUACGAUCGACAAUAACAGGCGGAUUUCAAGUGUUUUAACUUCUUUUUAUUUCACUGCAUUAGUUUCGCCGAUGCACGUCAUUCCUGACGGAGUUAAAAUUGAAAUUAAAAACAAAGUUAUAAAGACUUUUCCACACAUGAAUAUUCUUUCAAUUGACCAACUUAUUGACGCGCUCGCCUUGAUUUGGGACAUUGAGGCAUUAGAAAGUGGCUCUACAGUUUCACAAAAUGAUCCGUAUGUUGAACUGAGGACGGCACCCUCUUUUUUCAAAAUAAGCUUGCCCCGUGGUAUAACCGAACGAACUUUCACAAACGUUGAUCUGUGCCUCCCUUCUUACAAUAAAUCCGGAGAGAACUAUCACAAUCCCUUCUAUAAUGACCCACAAUUCAGAGAAACGGUUUCUUUUGUGGAAGAUAAGAUUAAAGAAAGACCGAAAGACAUAAUCGUUCUCGCCGGGGUCUCAGGAGGUGGAAAAACAUCGACAACAUUCGGAAUUGCCAUGCAACGUUGGUCAAUCUAUAUUGAUUUUUCUCCUAUUAUAGGGUAUUAUGGCGUCCAUUUGAUAACAGAGCUUGAAGAAAUCAGACGUAUAAAACCUAAGUUUGAACUCGAUGGUCAACAAAUUGAUGCAUUUCGCAUGUUAAACAUAGCAAUACUCUCACGCGGACUUUUACUUAUUAAGAUGUUUAUUGAGGAAAAAGUUUCAACACCAAAGGAAUGGCUAUUGGCACAGCUUCAAAUGAAUGAUUCUGAAACUCGAAGUAUCUUACGCCUUAGAAAAUAUGAUCCUGAUACUACUAUUAUACUUAUCAAGAAAAUUAAUGCUUGUCUCAAAUUAGCUAAUCUAACCUUAAUACUUGAUGAGUCGCAAGUCUUAUGUUCAUCCGAAUAUGGAAAAUAUAAAGGGUCAAAUCGUGGCAAAUCUUGGAAUCUUUUGCAAGGUUAUGUAGCGCACCUUCUCCAAUUUCCCGUUACCUGCCUUCUUGCUGGCACAUACAUGCAUAUGGCGAGUGGAAUUUCUCUUAUCACUUCUGUUGGAAAAGAUCCAAAUUUGCAAACUCAUAUUGUGCUAAAACUUCCCUUUCUCUCGCCUGAUGAUGUCUUGCGGAACCUUGAUGCCGUAAUUGACCUUGAGCAUGUUAAAACCGAAACUCGCGAACUCCUGGGAAAUCUUCUCAUGGGGCGACCUCGAAACUGCGCAUCAUUUGUUCGACUGUUAAUAUCAACGCCGAGAUCAAAUGGUAAAACAAAAGAUCAAGUGCUACGAGAACUUAUUCCGUUGUGGCAACACGAAAUUUGCUCUUCCAUGGCAGAUUAUUUGGCGAACGCGUGUGAAUAUUUUGGUGCGGAUAAUCUCCAUUCAGAGAAAGCAAUUAUGGACGUUCUUAGACAUCGUGUUUUUUAUCAUCAUGAGUUCAAGGAAGCUAUAGAACUUCUCCAGCACAGCAUCAUUCCUUGCCAAUCACCAGUAUGCAUUGUUCUCAAAUAUAAUUCUAAAAUUGAUCAUGAAAUCGAAAUAAACUCAUCGUUUGAAUCUUACCUUAUUGACAGCAUUAAAUUAUUUCUUGAGCAAAAACGAAAUAAAAAAAUGAUAGAUGUCUUUGUUGAUAACAUCAUCAUGCUCAAUAACGUUACAUCAAUCGGCAAUGAAUUUGAUGCGGUCUUUAUUACGGCAAUCAUUGAGAAACGCAAUCGUUAUAUACGAGAAGAACUUGAUAAAUGGAAAAAUGGACAACAAUUUGACCUUCCUUCAUGGAUCACUCCCACAAUGAAGUUUAUUACAACUUCAAAUCUAUCAGAUAGCGUUCAUAUAACUCAAUAUGUUAAAAAUAUUAUGACCUAUAGUUCUUACGCAAUUCAACCAGAACAGCGCUCAGGAUCAGAUGUGGUACUUUCUCUCAUGGAUGAUAAGCAAAAUGUGGUGCUAUUAUCGGUAGGCAGUACAGUUUCUAGUAGUGUUUCUAUUAAGAAAAAAAAAGUCAAAGAUCAGUUAAUUAAAUCAUGUUUGAGGUUUCAAUAUAUUGAAUGUCCAACUGAUAGAAAGAAGAAACCUAAACGCCUCAAAAUUAGUCUUAAUGCUGAUUUACCGAAGGAUGACAUAAAUUACCAAAUAUCUGAUUUCUCUAAACACAAUCAAAUCAAUACUUUCAUUAAAAAUCGAAAACAUAUUUAUGUUUCAGUGGAACUUCCACGUAGAGCUGGCAAAAGAUCUGGCAAAAGAACUGAAUUGUUUCGAUUAAAUGAAUAUGGUGAUCUUGUGAUUAUUGUCGAUGAUCGUAAUAUUAAGCAUGUUUUUGGAGAGACCAUUGAGAGACUAGUGGAAAAUCUUAGGCGUAUAUUUUCACAUUAG